AUGGAAUUGAAAGUGAUCAGAAGUACGUGUUUAGUAAUAUUACUGCUAAUAAGUUUAAUAACUCAAACUGAGUCCAAAAAAAUAUUGUGUUUAUUGGGUGUUGGUACAGAAACUGCUUUAAAAUGGAACGAAGUGUUAAUAAAUGAAUUGGCGGCUAAAGGUCAUGAUUUAACUGUUGUUACACCUUCAAUAUGGGACUUGGAAUCGGAAACAAAUAUUGAUUUCAUUUAUUUAGAAAAUACACAACAAUUUCUUAGACAACGUUAUGAAAAUAAUAAUAAUAGUCAUAAUGCUUUGGAUCAAAGUAAUUGGAAAUUCAUAGUGAAUUGGUAUGAUCAACACAUGGCUAGAUGUCGUGGAAACUUGGAAUCUAGCGGUUUGUCAGAAGUUUUAAAGUUGGCCUUGCAAAGGAAACGCGUUUUUGAUUUGUUAAUUUAUGAUGUCACUUAUGGUCCCAAUUGUUUGUUGCAUAUAGCUUAUCUCUUUGGUGCUACACCAAUUGUUGGCAUAACAAGUUCCACCUUAACAGCUGAUAUUUUAAAUAUCAAUCAGCAUUCAGGUUUAAAUGCUGCAUUAGAUCCUUAUGUGUUAAGUGAUUUUGGUAAAAACAUGAAUUACUGGAAACGUUUGUAUAAUACGGCUCUAUUUGGUUUUGACUAUGCUUACCGCCAAUGGGUGGUAAGACCUGUUAUUGAAGGUCUUUGGUCUAAUAAUGUUAAAAAUAAUAAUGUUCCAAAAUCUUUAGACGAAUUAAUGCCUCGAUUUAAAGUUAUCUUAGCCAAUCAUCAUCCUGCUCUACACACUUUAACAGCACUAGCGGGAAAUAUCAUUGCUGUACCCGGCCUUCAUAUACAAAAUAAAAAAUCCAUCAAACCUUCUCCCGAUCUUUUAGAGUUUAUAGAAAUUUCAUUAACCGACUUAAUUUUAAUCGAUUUGGAUUUAAAUCAAUUGGGAGAAAGUAAUGUUUUGGCCAUAAUAAAGGUGAUUCGUAAAUUUCCAAAAUAUAAUUUUAUUUGGAAUACUGGAGAAAGUAAAAAGUUGUUAAAAAAUAAACCAAAUAAUGUAUUUAUUGCAAAUAACCUAAACAAUCUGGAAGUAAUGGAACUAGUUAAAGCUAAUUCUGAAAUUAAGAUUGUUUUAACAGUUCCAGAAAUAUUACGAAUUCAAGAGUGUUUAUAUCAGGGCAUACCAAUGAUCACGGUCGCUUUAAGUCCCGAACAAAGAUAUCUGGCCAAAAGAAUAGAAGAACAGGGUUUUGGUCUUAAUUUAGAAUUAAGUAAUUUAGUAAAUCUAGCUGGGAGUUUUGAAGAGAUCUUAACUAACAAAAAUUUCCUAAAAAAGGCUCAGCAAUUACAAGUGACUUUAAGAAACCCUCAAAAUCCUCCUCUAGAUACCGCUGUUUGGUGGGUGGAACAUUUAUUGCAAUAUCCUCAAGCCAAUGACUAUCUGAUCUCUACAAAUAAGAAUGAAGUGGGAUUUUUUGCUAGAAAUUCUUUUGAUAUUGUUUUUCUAUUCGAAAUCAUAAUUUUAAUUUGUAUUAUUAAUAUGAUUUUGGUUUGUAAACAAACUAUAGAAAAUUUUAAGCAAAUAUCCAAAACUAAGAGAAAAAGGGAGGAAAAGAAGGAGAAACAAGUUAAUAGGAUGAAAAAGGAAAAGAAAGUGAAAAAACAUAAAGCCUAGACAUCGAAGUUAUUAUAAAUAUGGCAGUAAAUUUGUUAAAAAACUAUUAAUUUGUUAAACUUUUUUAAGGAAAAAUUUUAAAUAAAUUUAUACUAAAAGAAAAAAAUUAACCA
Messenger RNA from Lucilia sericata (common green bottle fly), 1793 nucleotides. RefSeq names its product UDP-glycosyltransferase UGT4 (gene Ugt305A1). The coding region runs from base 1 to 1680 and encodes 559 amino acids. The transcript has 4 exons. Lineage: Eukaryota; Metazoa; Arthropoda; Insecta; Diptera; Calliphoridae. Gene Ontology annotation, molecular function: UDP-glycosyltransferase activity. The record is from RefSeq and is a predicted model, not a curated record.